Molecule: messenger RNA, 1042 nt
Organism: Diatraea saccharalis (sugarcane borer)
Lineage: Eukaryota; Metazoa; Arthropoda; Insecta; Lepidoptera; Crambidae
Source: the annotation of a GenBank genome assembly
GAUAAUUGUUUCCAGACCAGAUUACCGGCCGGUACCGUCGUCAAUUCAUUUCUUCAACAGAGCUAUUUAACUUGUUACUUUAUUUAUUUAGUCUUUAAUUUAGGAUUUUCCUUUUUUCAUUUGCUCAAAAUAAUUUAAUAUUUCAGUUGGUAUGAAAAGGGAAACGUGUUGGUAGGGAGCUUAAUUUCAAGUAUGAUGGUGUCCUGUUUUUUUGGGAUUAAUGUGAUUAAUGUGCUUGGAUUAAUGAACAAUACAUCAAUUAUAUUUAUUGUUAUGAUAAAAUAAAUGUAAAUUAAAAGGAUGCUCCGCCAUCUGUAAGAAAAUGGCCAAGAAAGAAAAAACGAAAUAAAAAUAUUCCUGAGAUGAAAUUCACUUCUACUGGUGUGUCCUUUGCUGAAAUAGAUAGGCGAGAGAAAGAACUCAAAGAGGCCCAGGAGAAUGGGCGGCAAGAUAUAAAAAAUAUUGUGAAAUUAAAGAGUUUCAAUGGAGAUAUAAUAAAUGAAGAUUUUUAUCUAAUAGACGUUAACUAUUUUUGCAAGGCGGGUAAUGAAUAUAUCAUAGCUGAGAGUACUGUGUUGAGAUUUAAUUUGAAAGACGGUAUCAAGGACCAAUACCAUGAGAUUAUCAAUCCAGGUGAGAAAUGUUAUAAUAAGCACCUCUGUUGAAAAAAGGUUGUAAACAAUGUAAUUCCAAGUUCACCGGAGAUCUAUCAAAGAAGGUUCAGUAAAAAAGGGUAGAUAAAUAUGGAUCAUAAAAUAUUGAAACAGAUUUUGAGAACUUGAAAUUGGUAAGUUGAUGUUGUAUGAACAAUACAUUAAUUAUAUUUAUCGUUAUGAUAAAAUAAAUGGAAAUGUAAAGGAUGCUCCACCAUCUGUAAGUAAAAAGUUUGAAGAAAUGGCCAAGAAAGAAAAACGAAAGAAAAAUAUUCCUGAGAUGCAAUUCACUUCUUCUGGUGUGUCCUUUGCUGAAAUACAAAGACAAGAGAAAAAACUCAAAGAGGCGGAGGAGAAUGAGCGGCAAGAUAUAAAAACUAUUGUGAAAU